Ostertagia ostertagi is the source of this 822-nucleotide messenger RNA. Lineage: Eukaryota; Metazoa; Nematoda; Chromadorea; Rhabditida; Trichostrongylidae. The record is from the annotation of a GenBank genome assembly.
AUGACCGUUUCGAGCACCCGGAACUCAUCUCUAGAUGAUCGCGAAGAAUUUAAUCUCGAUUACUAUGAAAAAUCCCGUCUUGCAACACCACUUCUCUUCGAUUGCGAUGCGCAUGAACUCGGGAUGAAGGUUCCGAAAGCUGAAGAGUUCUCGGUUGAUGACGUCUUGAGGCUUGUUGGUGGAAAUCGUAUGAUUGAAGUGGUCGAAGUUAGCGGACAAACAAGUGUGAAGAUGUGCCUGCAAGAUUUCAUCGAUUAUUACAAAACUCCAAAAGAAGAACGAGAGACAUUGUACAAUGUGCUGUCCUUGGAGUUUUCGAACACAGAGUGGAGGUCAGACAUCAUACAGUCACCAACUCUCGUUCGUCAAAUAGACUGGGUUGAAAAUCAUUGGCCGGAUGCUCUGCGUCAGCGGUACAUCACGUUUAACAAGAAAGGGCAUUACACUCCUCAUCACACUUAUUGUUUGAUGAGUGUUGAACGCUGCUACACGGAUUUCCACGUCGAUUUUGGUGGCACUUCGGUAUGGUACCAUGUUCUCAAAGGCCAAAAGAUAUUCUGGCUGAUUGAACCUAGUCUGACCAAUAUCCGCUUAUAUGAGGAAUUUGUGAAAAACCCGGAGCAAACAGGAUUUUUUGGUCAUGUUGUUGAUAAAUGCGCUAGAGUGGUAUUGAAUCCUGGAACAACAACAAUUAUCCCUUCUGGCUGGAUUCAUGCUGUAUACACACCUUCUGAUAGUCUGGUUUUUGGUGGGAACUUCAUUCAUUCACUCGUUGAAAUGCUAAAUCCAAGUUUACCUCAGCGAGAAUCGUAUCAAUGUUAG